AUGGCCAAUGAAGCCCAGUGUUACUAUUGUUUCGAGACUUUAUUCGCUUCAUUUGAGGACCGCGAGCCCGCCUCUCUGGCUGCCGUAGAAGCCCUCUGGGAGCAGCAUGAGCAAUCGAAGAAGCUCUCGAGCCUCAAGACAGCUCGCGCAAGUGGCUCAACCUCAGACGAGGAGGGGGAUGACACAGAAGAGUCUGGUCCGCCAGGCCCAGUAAAUGACGAUGAGGACAACCGACUGUCAGGCAAUCAAUUCAAGGGCCUCAAGCUGCCCAGUGUCAGUCGCCUUCAGAGCCAAGUCUCGUCUGACUCGUCCAGCGCAGCAACAACCCCCUCUUGCGCGUCAAAUACGUCGUCCAACACGCAGCUAUCUAGCUCAACCGCUGUGACAACGCCGGGUUCGCAAUCAGAUGUCUCUGGAUCACGAAACAGACCUGCGAACCAAAAAUAUCCGUUGUUUGUGACGUGGAAUACCUUUUCCAGGAGUGGAUCCAAAUCCCUGCGCGGCUGCAUUGGUACCUUCGAGGCGCAAGAUCUCGCAGAAGGACUGAAGUCUUAUGCCUUGACCUCGGCCUUCCACGACACGCGCUUCUCACCAAUCCCUAAAUCUCUUCUCCCUUCUCUGUCAUGCUCUUUAACUCUGUUAGGAUCGUUUGGGCCUUGCACAAACGCCAUGGAUUGGGUCCUAGGUACUCACGGCAUCCGUAUCUCCUUUGUCCAUCGCGGCCGGCGCUAUGGGGCAACGUACCUUCCCGACGUUCCCGUUGAACAGGGCUGGACGAAGGAAGAAACGGUUGAGAGCCUGAUGCGCAAAGCCGGCUGGGACGACGGUGUUGGCAGCGUUGCACGAAGACUGCUUCGGACCUCUGGAGGGACCUCCAAUUCCGCCAAGCCUUGGGAGCAAGUAUCGGACUUCCGAACUGUCAAGUAUCAAGGCCUGAAAGCGAGUGCAAGCUACGAGGAUUGGCAGGAAUGGCGCAAGUGGGUGCUUUCUCUAGACGAUGGUCAGGAUAUUCUUAGCUCGACCUAA
Penicillium argentinense is the source of this 1026-nucleotide messenger RNA. RefSeq names its product AMMECR1 domain-containing protein. Bases 1 to 1026 code for a protein of 341 amino acids. Lineage: Eukaryota; Fungi; Ascomycota; Eurotiomycetes; Eurotiales; Aspergillaceae. The transcript is spliced from 2 exons. The record is from RefSeq and is a predicted model, not a curated record.